Molecule: messenger RNA, 1604 nt
Organism: Cydia amplana
Lineage: Eukaryota; Metazoa; Arthropoda; Insecta; Lepidoptera; Tortricidae
Product: transmembrane protein 185B
Exons: 7
Coding region: 75-1160 (361 amino acids)
Source: RefSeq, a predicted model, not a curated record
CGAAUGUCGAUAUUUUUCAUGAAAACAUAAUAAUUCGUGCAGUGAAGACAUGAUAAAGAAUUAUAUCCGGACGAAUGUGUACAGAAAUGAAUUUACAAACGCUAUUUCAGGAUUUUAAUCCUAGCAAAUUCGUGGUGCACAGUUGCUUACUAGUUUUUACGGCGUUGUUGGCUUUAAAACUUGAUGGCGCUAUAACAUGGUCGUAUUGGGCCGUAUUUACCCCGAUAUGGGUUUGGAAAUUCCUCGUAGUGCUUGGUGCAACAGUUGGCACCUACGUUUGGUGGCAGUACCCUCACUUCAGGUUAGAGGGAGAGGCGUACAUUCACUACAAAGCCAUGCUGAUCAGUCUUGCCAUCCACCUGAUCCUGCUCAUGUUUGAACUGCUUGUCUGUGAUCAGCUCUCGGUGAAACGCCAUGUGUGGAUACUAGUCUUCAUACCCUUAAUUUUUAUAAGCAUAGUAUCCAUUGCCAUUUGUAUAUGGUCUGUACGACAUGACCGGAGUUAUGAGUUGGAGUUGUUUUGCGCCGUGAAUAUCCUGCAGUUUAUCUUCCUGGCACUGAAAUUGGACGAGUUCAUCAACUGGUCCUGGGAAGUUGUGUUUGUGCCGCUCUGGAUUCUGAUGUGUCUGAGCCUUGUUGGUGAGUGGGUGCUGUACAGCAUCAUUUUCGCGGGCAUGCUGCUGCGCACGGCGGAGGCUAACGUGCAGCAACGCCGCAGCAGCUUCCACGCCGCGCUCGCGUACACAUUCACUGUUAUACCCAUCCUGGUGUUCCUGGUGCUGCUGACUAACAAGUUGGAUGACGGUAUGCAGUUGUCGUACACGGUAGUCGCUAGCCCGCUCUUCGUGGGUUUCGCUACGCUGAUCGUUAUGUCAUUUAGCUCGAAGGGUGGUAAUAAAUGGUGGUUCGGCAUCAGGAAAGACUUUUGCCAGUUCCUGCUAUCAGUGUUCCCGCUCCUCCAAGAGUACGCCAACAUCGCCUACAACAACAACGUGACCCGGGGCUCCAACAUAGUCCCCACCGAGCCCCCGGUCACACAGGAACCUUACCGGGACGAAGACACUAAGAAAGUCAAAGAAAAUAAAAAUCAUAAGAAUCAAAAGAAGAAUGAAGCGAUGAAACCUGUAGUGCCUGUGACUAGUAUAGAUAUGCCUGAUUGACGCUUUCAAUUUUAUUAGUGAAGUGAAGUGAAGUGGACAUUUGUUGUCUCCCGUUUGGGCUACGGUGUUGCUGUUCAGUUUUCAUGGUGCAGAGAAGUAAUGUAAGUCUUCUUUUUAAAUAUAUUUUUCAUUUUUAGUAAUACCACAAAGACAAAUCAAUUGGGAAUUCUUUUGGCGUAAUAAUUUUAAGAAUCGACUGAAUAUGUAUGUUUAGGCAAUUUUAACUAUUCGGGGCAUUCAAGAAGUAUUGAAAUAGAAUCUAUGUGUUCCUGUUUCUAAGGGACUAUAUAAAAAUUUAAAAAAUCUUAAGAGAACUGAAUGAAGACACUUCAUCUUAAGUGUUGUACUAUAACCAAUUUUUAACGUAUUGUUAAGUUUGAUGUUAAUUUAACUUUAAACUUUGUUGUAGGGUAUAGUUUAACAAAAUGUUCUUUUUUAUGUAAA